Molecule: messenger RNA, 6385 nt
Organism: Leptopilina boulardi
Lineage: Eukaryota; Metazoa; Arthropoda; Insecta; Hymenoptera; Figitidae
Gene: nAChRalpha1
Product: acetylcholine receptor subunit alpha-like 1
Exons: 7
Coding region: 1816-3537 (573 amino acids)
Biological process (GO): chemical synaptic transmission; monoatomic ion transmembrane transport; regulation of membrane potential
Cellular component (GO): neuron projection; synapse; postsynaptic membrane
Molecular function (GO): acetylcholine-gated monoatomic cation-selective channel activity; transmembrane signaling receptor activity
Source: RefSeq, a predicted model, not a curated record
CGUAAAAUCUUUAGACGUAGGAUAUCUCCCUUUUUUUUAAGAGAUUAAGAGGUCAUCGUAGCGUAAACCGUUGGGUGCGUUUUCUCGUUUCGUCUGCUGUACCAUUUUAUCUCGUCUUGUCUCAUUUCAUCUUAUCCGUCUCGUUUUAUCUCAUCUCGUCUGGUACGGUCAGAUCUCGUUUCCCUCUCUUUCUCUCUUGCUCUGUUCAACACCCUCUGACGACUCCACCUCGCACCGGCAGUGUCAGUAUCGACUGGGAUUCGUUGGAGUAGGGGGGUUGGAAUGAGAGAGACUGCGAAACAAUUGUGCCGGGGGAUGAAGAAGGAUGGAGAGAUGAAAUAGGGGGAAGAGACAAGAGGAGAAGAUGAAAAGAGAGAAGGGCUCUCGUUGAUUCUCGGAAAGGCUCGUACGUUGCCGCCUCGAGGUUUCCACAUGGUCUCGUAUUAGCAGGAGCGGCUCUCGGCAAUUCUCGGUUUCUUUCGGCGGAACGGUGUCCUGUCGGUGCUGCCACAUGGUGCGUUGUUUGCGGGUGUCUAGCGAGUAUAAGGGUGGGCCGGGGUGAUAGUACCGACUCGGUUGCUUUCGGACGAGUUCGCAAGUCAUCGCCAACGUCUCGCGUCGGGGCUUCCACAUGGGUUGGUAUUGGCUCCCGGGGCGCAAGGUGGUUCGUGUGCGGUGGGGCUCCAACUGCGAAAACGACGCGACGGUUUGGCUCGGCACAACACCCCCAAAACGGGCAGCGUCGCUACCUAAGGAGGGUUAGUCCGUCGUUUGGACCGGUGUGCGAGAUGUCCUGGGAGUGCCCCCAUGAGAAUCCCUUUUCUACUGACGAUUGGGGACCGGUCUUGUGAACCUUGUGCUAAAUUGUUUUUAUCAUUAAAAUUUUUCUCCAAUUUCGGUUGGAAGCAAGUGUUACAUCAAUUUUUAACAACGUGUGCUUUUUUAAAAUGUAUUUUCCAUGUGUGAUGUUUCACUUCUGAUAUGAGAAAAGCAGAACCCUGAAAUAAGAGGGGGUGACUUCCUCGUGAAAUAUGCCGGGUUGCGUGUGCGUUUCGAAAUAGUGAAAUAAAAACGUAUGUCUACAGUGGUGAUGUCGUCGUACCGGUGCUAGACUCCGGUAGUGUGUCUUCGGCAAGGUGGGCGCUACCGUUUAAAAGGGUAGUAGUCAAUGACCUCGGUCUUGCUCUACAUGUGUGGUGUAUUGCAGAACGCAUAGAGUUGUGUUUACUAAUUUGUGAGUUUACGUUUUUCUUUUGUGACCCGGUGAAUGAUUCGAUACAAAUAGGGGAGGAUAUUCUUUUCAGGAUGAUACUUUUUGAAAUAAGGAGCCAAAGAAGAACGAGGAAACGAAAGUCUGAGAAGUUGUUGAAGUGGAAUAGCAGCAGGUUGAUGUUGCGGCCGGCAACAGAGAACAAGAAUAUCACUGUCGGUGUAUAGCGAGAGUUUGAUAGAGGAUAUAAAAGUGUGUUUAUAAAGUUUAGAACUUCGAAUUGGUGACUCGUGGCAGGCCACCCUGGUGGAUUGACAGUUGUUGAGGAUUAAUAAGGGGUGUUGCCUGGCCAUGCAGUAGUGUGUAUGACGCUGUGGUGCAGCAGUUACGACGUCGACGACAAUUACGACGUGGGGAUGUGCGACGCCAACUGCCAAAGAGGUCGAAGGGGGAUAGCUCUGAGUAAAUCGACUCGGUGCACCAAGUCGUGUUCACCGCAUAGGACGCCCGGGGUCCGGUAGCUCGUUCAUCGUCCUUAUUUCUCAUCGACGCCCGCGGGCAAUGUGCCCACCCGCCGAGAGCGCAACGGGUGGACAAGGCGUACGAUGUUCAGGGAUGCUUGGACGGAUGGCGGUGGGAAAGGAUGGCGGCGAUGUCGAUCUAGGUUGGGCGAAUUGUUGGUGGUGGCUACGGCCAUUUCCUGUUUCGUUACAAUGUUUCCGGGUGUCGCGGCUAAUCCGGACGCGAAACGCCUCUACGACGACCUGUUAUCGAAUUACAACCGUUGGAUUAGACCUGUUGGCAAUAAUAGUGAUCGUCUUACUGUCAAAAUGGGCCUCCGUCUCUCUCAGCUUAUCGAUGUUGACCUGAAGAAUCAGAUCAUGACAACGAACGUUUGGGUGGAGCAGGAGUGGAAUGAUUACAAACUCAAGUGGAAUCCGGACGACUAUGGCGGGGUUGAUACUCUUCACGUACCAGCAGAACAUAUAUGGCUGCCGGAUAUUGUUUUAUAUAACAACGCGGAUGGAAACUACGAGGUGACCAUAAUGACGAAGGCUAUCUUACAUCAUACUGGCAAAGUGGUAUGGAAGCCCCCGGCGAUCUACAAGUCAUUUUGCGAGAUCGACGUGGAAUACUUCCCCUUCGAUGAGCAGACUUGCUUUAUGAAAUUUGGCUCGUGGACGUACGAUGGGUACACGGUCGAUUUGAGGCAUCUUCUGCAAGCGGAAGAUACGAAUAACAUCGAUGUGGGAAUCGACCUGACGGAUUACUACAUCUCCGUGGAAUGGGACAUCUUACGUGUACCAGCUGUACGCAAUGAGAAAUUCUAUGUUUGCUGCGAAGAGCCGUAUCCGGAUGUCAUUUUUUACAUCACACUACGCCGUAAAACCCUUUUCUACACGGUGAAUCUAAUAAUACCAUGUGUGGGCAUAUCGUUCCUUUCGGUGUUGGUGUUUUAUUUGCCAAGUGACAGUGGUGAGAAAGUUUCCCUCUCAAUUUCUAUCCUUCUAUCAUUAACCGUGUUCUUUCUUCUCCUUGUGGAAAUCAUACCAUCCACAUCGCUCACGGUUCCAUUAUUAGGUAAAUAUCUCCUUUUUACAAUGGUAUUGGUGACGUUAUCAGUGGUAGUGACCAUAGCAGUGCUCAAUGUGAAUUUUCGCUCUCCAGUGACACACAGAAUGUCAAAGUGGGUGAAAGUUGUUUUCAUACAGGUAAUACCAAAAUUUUUAAUGAUGGAGAGGCCAAAAAGGGAUAAUGGCCAAAAUGAUAGCGAUGAGGAUGUGGACGAUGGUAAACCACCAGAGGUCAUACUCACCGAUGUGUUUCAUGUACAAGAGUCUGACGAAUAUGACACUUACUGUAGAAAGAGGUUCAUUGAAGAAGUGCCGGGAUUGCCACCAUCAGUUGCGAUCAGUGGUGUUGGACCAUGUUAUGACGAUCCCCUGCCGGCUUUGCCAUUGCCUGGUGCCGAAGACGAUUUAUUCGGUCCAUCCAGUCCUGGUUAUGUUCACGAGGACGUCAGUCCUACAUUUGAAAAGCCACUGCUUAGGGAGGUUGAAAAAACGGUCGACGAUGCCAGGUUCAUUGCUCAACACGCCAAAAAUAAGGACAAAUUCGAAAGCGUCGUAGAAGAUUGGAAGUACGUCGCUAUGGUCCUUGACAGAAUCUUUCUUUGGAUCUUCACGUUAGCAUGUAUCAUUGGAACAGCAUUAAUCAUUCUUCAGGCGCCGUGCCUCUACGAUAACACAAAGCCGAUUGAUAUAAAGUACAGUAAGAUCGCAAAAAAGAAGAUGAUGUUGAUGAACAUGGGUCCCGAAGAGGACUAGUUGACAAUUUUGCGCUACAUGCGCGCUACGAUCAUCACACGAUUGGAGGUAUCGGCCUUAUAUCUAUAGUCGUUGCUUCUUCACAGAUAAACGCUGAACAAUGAAAGGAAAAGAAAAGAAAAAAAUUUUUUUUUACAAGUUCCUUCAAAAAAAAAAAAAAAAAAAAACAGCGUCGCGACAACGACGAACAAGUAAUAAUUGAAAAUUAAAGCGAUUGCGGCAUCAAAAUGCGAUACGCGCCACUUCCGCUUUUUGGCAAAAAAAAAAAAUAAAUAAAAAUCGUAUAGAAAAUAAUAAUAAUACACACACGUACCAUAUUAUAAAUUUGUCACUUCGAAACAAAAAAGAAGAGAAACAUCAAUUCUCGUGUGCCACCGACAUUUUUUUUCUAUUUUUUAUUAUUAUUAUUAUUGUUGAUGUUGUUGUUGCCUCGAGUGGCUAAAAAAAGUGCGUGGGAUAAUCUGCCAAUGUCAGGGAAACAAACCCCCGGUGCCAAAUUCAAGUCAGGAGAGCCAAAAAAAAAAAAAUAAAAAAAAUAAUAAUAACGCUUAGAAGCGGAGAGACUAAAGUGCCAAAUACCGCAAACCGCGAACCGUAUUUUUGUAAAUCUGGUUUCAUACGUAAGGCUAGAGUCGAGCGGCGAGACGUCGAAAUCCGAACUGCCGAUUUUAUAAGAAAAAAAAAAUUUAAAAAGAGACUCAUUUUCACAUUUACACUCAUCCAUAUAUUUACACAGAGGUACACACACGAUUGAGUAUAUAUAUAUAUACAUAAAUAUAUAGAUCAUCUGUAUAUGUAUAUGUAUGAAAGCAAUCGAAAAGGGAAACGUUAUUCGCUUAAAAAAAACAAAAACCAACUGCCAAUCUCAAAAGCGGCCUGUAGCUCUUAACUAGCCGAGCCUGGACGAGAGAAAAGAAAAAUUAAUGUGAGUAAAAAAAGAAAAAUUAUAUUUAGGAGUUGGAUAAAAAAAACAUGGUGAUAGAAAAGAUUGUUAUUAUUAUUAUUAUUCUCAAAAGUGAUAAGUAUUAUUAUUAAAGUAGAAUAUGGGGAAGAGACAUUUUUUUUUCAAUUCCAAAUAAUAGGGGAGGAGGGGGUUGUUUUAUUUUUCUUCAAUUGAGCUGUCGGAUCAAAAAAGGGCACAUAACCCAUUUGAAUUACAUUAGUUAUGUGUCCUUCUUUGAUUCGGCAAUUCAUUGAGUCGAGGAGAGUCGGUGCCAAAUUUUUAACUUCGAGGCCGAUGGGCGUCGUGCGUCAAUGUGCCAAAAUCAUAUGGGAAGCUUGAGAUUUUCUCAGUUAUCUGACAGAACUUUAUUAUAUACCGAAUCUGUUAAAGAAAAAAGAGGGUGAAAAAUAUUCCCAUCUCACAUUUAAGUAAACUUCGAUAUCGUCCUAUGGAGAUCCAUUUUUAAAAGGUCGUCUCGACGCGUAAAAUUGAUUUUUUGAAAAAAAAAAAAGAAAUUUGAUUAAAAAUCCUUUUUCUAAAUUAAUAAUAAUAUUCCUAAUUACAAAUUUUAUUGCAAAGUAUAAUUCGUUUCAAAUUUGAUUAUUUAUAAUAAAUUCAUUUUUGAAAAUUUUAUUCAUUUCUGAAUGGCACAUUUUUUUUUUUAAAUAUAUAUAUUGAAGAAUUUCAUUCAAAUUUUUAUUUAGGUUAAUGGAUUUUUAAAAUUUAAACUUUUUAUAGCUCAAUUGAAAAUGUUUCACUUGAAUGUGAAAAAAAUGAAGUUUCUCGAGUUUAAAUAAAAUUCAAAAUUAAUAGAAAGAGAAUUUAUAAUGAAUAUUGGAAAAAAAAGAGGAGAAAAAUUUUUUUUUUUUUUUUUUUUUUAUUAUAAAUAAAGUAAUUUUUAUUUUGCAAAAAAAAGUGUCGAAAGUAGUGAAAUUCGAAAUGUACGAUGAAAUACUUAUGGAAAAAGGCACGUCAUGCAAAAGAGAAAUCAUGACCAAUUUCAAGAUUCGCAUUUUUCAUUCAAAAUUUGAUUUCUUAUUCGCAUGCUAGUCGCAGACAUUUCCUCUGAUACUAAAUUCUAACUUGCAAACAACAAAAAUGCCCAUGAAAAAGAAUUUCAAUUUUUAUAUUGUUUUUAUAACUUUGUGAAAAAAUUGUUAUUUUAAUCAAGUGAUAUAUUUUAUCAAAUAAAUCAUUAAAUUAAAUACAUAAUAGAGAGAUAAAAAAAAAUUUAGCACCCGCAUAAAAAAAAUCUACUUAAAAAAAUAUUUUUAAAAAAGCAAUGAUCACAUUUCUUAUUAUAAUUACAUAAUCCGCAAUUAUUUUAGUCAUUAAUGAUGCGCAAAUUUGAUAAUUUUGCUAUAAACAUUAUUUUGAGAAAGAAGAAUUUACGCGAAAAAAAGUAUUUAUUAUAUAAUAUAAAAAACAUUGAAGAAAUUAUAUAUAUAUAUAUAUAUAAAUAUACGAAAGGAAACUUAAUUCGAAAAAAAUAACAGUUCAUAGUAACUGAAAUGUAUUUAUUUAGUGAUUGGGUCGCAAAAUUGAAGGGUUUUUCGUUGACAGAUGAAUCGAUCUUGCUUGACAAGGGUGGAUGUCCUCUGUAUCGAUGAUAUCGAAGAGAAAUAACAAGAGAACUAAUCGCCGGUGGAAAUGUAUAGCAUUCCAAGUGUUGAUACUCGGCCAACACGCGCAUCGAUCGCUCGAAAUGAACACAGAAGAAUGAAAUAAUAAAAAAAAAAAAGAAAAAAAGAGAGAGAGACAAUGAAACGGAAAAAGCGAAGAAACCAAAAGAAAGAUUGCGAUGAGAGUUGAAUGAAACACAUAUACGCACACAUUAAUACAUCCAUACACAUACAAAAAAAACAGUACAUGUACUUUAUAUAACAAAAAAAAAAAAAAAUUAAA